Molecule: messenger RNA, 2591 nt
Organism: Centruroides sculpturatus (bark scorpion)
Lineage: Eukaryota; Metazoa; Arthropoda; Arachnida; Scorpiones; Buthidae
Exons: 13
Coding region: 35-2410 (791 amino acids)
Molecular function (GO): nucleic acid binding
Source: RefSeq, a predicted model, not a curated record
UCCAGUUAUCUCCGACGCGAGUUUCGGUAAUAAAAUGGAAGAGAGAAAAAGAAGGCGUCGUUUUACUUCUUCCGAAGUAAGGGCGUUGAGAGAUGGAGUCCAAAAAAGAAAAAUGAUAAUAGAACGGAGGAUAAAUCCAACUGUUACUUCUGGCGGAAAAGUCAUCAAACUGGCAUCUUAUUUGGAUGGAAGAUAUUUGACGUCCGAAGACGAAGAAUUCGUUAGAUAUAUACUUUCUGAUGUCGAGCUAUUCUUAUCGGAUGCUAGAGAAGACAGUGUUUUGAUAUUUCCACCAUUUUUAAAAUACUAUCGAUUUUUGGUACAUAAAGUGAUAGAAGAACAUUUUCCAAAUCUUAACAGUUUUUCCAUUGGUAGAAAUGAUUCCAGAAGAACUGUAAUUUGUUUUGAAAAGAUUUUAACAAGAGAUUCAGAAAAAAGAGUUUACACCAAAGAUAAUGAAGUUUCCAGUUUGAAAAAACAAUGUUACAUUCCAAUGGAAGUAACUUUAUCACAUGAACCAACAACUAUGUCAACAUCUUGUUCUGUAGAGAAGAGUCCAAAGACUCUGCGUAGAAUAAAAUGUGCCGAUUUUCCUCUAUCAGGAAAAAUAGUCAGUCUUCCAAAAUCAAAUUCAGAAAAUGAAACAAAAUUCUAUUCACAAGAAAUGAAUCAAAAGAGGUCAAAGCCUAAACGUCCAGAUAUGAAACUUUAUGUACCUCGUGCAAGACGAACUCAGUGUACUUCUAAUGUUACUAUUCCUAAAGAAAAUUGUUCUAUAGAGCAAAUAGAAAGUUAUGGAAAAACAAAGAAAUUAUAUGGAAAUAAAGAGACUCAUUCUUCAAAUAAAUCACCAAAUAGAAAACAAGACAACUGUGAUAAAGAAAAAUUUUCUUCUGUUCAGGAUAGUAAUCAAAUUACAAAUGUUGAAUGUGAUGAUAAAAGUUUAAAUAUUUCUGAAAAAAUAUUCAGUAGUGAUGAUGAUAAUAGUAAGAAUUCUGGUGAAAUUUCAUCUGUGGGCGAAAGUUUAAAUGAAGUUUUAAUAGUUAAAAAAUUGAAUAAUGAAAUUUUGACAGACAGUAAAACUUCUUUAUCAGGUAAUUUGUGCAAAAAUGAAUUAUUUAAAAAUGAUGAAAGUGAUAGAAACAAUGAUAGUUUAAACAAUACUGUCGAAGAAUUAGAUAAAAAUAUGUCAGAAAAUUCAGAUGUUAUUGAACAUUCUUCAAUCAUAAAAGAUAAUGAAAGACAGUCACAUAUUUCUAAAACUGUUUCUUCUGAAAUAGAUAUGAUGAACAAUGAGAAUACUUCUUGUUUGGAAAGUAUUCAUCUUCUGUCAAAUGAAUUAUGUGAGUCGUGUACAGAUAAAAAUACUUCAGAAUCAUUAUGUAAAGAGGAAUCAUGUGAAGAAGAAUCAAAUGAUUUAAAAAAUGAAAAGAAUGUAAUUAUAAAAUUAAAAGAGUAUGCAGAAACAGAACAAGUUAUUACAGAAAAAACUGGAAAUUGCAAUAAUGAAUCUCUGUUAUCAAACACUUCUGAUUGUAAACAAGAAAAUACAGAUGAUUCAUGGGAUUCAAUGUUUGAUGAUAGUGGAGAAUGUCUUAAUCCUAACACUUUGAAAGAGAGAUUUGAAAAACUGAAAGGAUGUUUAAUAAAUCCAGGAUUUAAUAUCAAGUGGGUAGACGAUACUCAUGCUUUAGGUGUAUUUUCAAGUCCUAUUGCUGCUGGUACACAAUUAGGCAGUUUAUGGUCAUCCUAUGGUGCUUUCCAGCCACAUGAACCUGAUGUUAGUGGUGAAGUGCAAAGACGUUUCUGGUUGAGGUACGAAAUUGAUCCUUCGAAUGGAUGGAACAUUCGCAGAUGGUACUGUCAGUUUGUUGACACAGGUUGUGUAUGUAAAGGAAAGAGUCCUGGCCGACCUCGUGUAUCUGAAGAAAAUGUCGCACGAAUUCAAGCUGCUUACCAACGUAGCCCUUCAAAAUCAACACGUCGUGCCAGCCGGGAAUUGCAGCUGCCUAAAACAACAGUUUUGCGUGUUUUGAGACGCAGAAAUCCAGGAUUUAAUAUCAAGUGGGUAGACGAUACUCAUGCUUUAGGUGUAUUUUCAAGUCCUAUUGCUGCUAUGGAUGCUCUUACUUUGAAGCACCCCUUAUUAAAAGUUCGUCCACUUUCUCAAGGUAUCAGAGAGUCAAAGUUUAAAGCCAAGAGAUGUGCAGAAUUUUUGCAACCAUAUAGACCACGACCAGAAACAUCGGCAACAUUAGCAAGACGAUUAGUAUCAGGUGCUUUGGGUGUUAGGCUAAAUGUUCCUAAAGAACAAAGAGAAUUGGAAAGACAACAACUCAAAGAAGCCAGAGAUAGAAGACGACAAGCAGCAAAACAAAAACAAGAUAUUUGGAAUGGAGUUGUAUCUUAAAACAAAUUUGAUUUGGUUAUUUUUAUUAGAAUUUUCACAAAAAUUGAAAUUACUGACUAAUAUCUAUAAAUGAUUUUAAAAACGUGUAAAACCAAUGACAAGCAUUGUUGGUGCAAUUUUAAUUAUUUUUGUAAAUAUAUUGUUACUUUUACCAUGAAACUUAAGUUGAUAUUUUAUAUAA